Malassezia japonica is the source of this 2406-nucleotide messenger RNA. Its product is annotated as Ulp1 peptidase. The transcript has a single exon. NCBI's taxonomy places the organism in Eukaryota, Fungi, Basidiomycota, Malasseziomycetes, Malasseziales, Malasseziaceae. Gene Ontology annotation, molecular function: deSUMOylase activity. The coding region runs from base 1 to 2406 and encodes 801 amino acids. Gene Ontology annotation, biological process: protein desumoylation; proteolysis. Gene Ontology annotation, cellular component: nucleus. The record is from RefSeq and is a predicted model, not a curated record.
AUGCCACCCUCUAGUGCAACAGAGGUUGAAAAGGCCCAAAACAAUGUGGAUGAUGUGAAGCCGUCGUUGUCACAAGCGUCCGAACGGGAUGAUACACAAAAUCAUGAGUUUAAUUUAAGCGCGGCGCUCGCGGAUGCGGUCGAAGCUAUCACCUCUGGUUCUAUGGCACAAGUCGCCGAAGAGAUCGACAAAGAGGAAGCAACCGAGAUGAACGAUGCGCCACUUUAUGCUUCUUCUGAGUCGGCUGCGGAUAAUCUGCAAAAGGAUGCGGUCAACUCUAUUCCUGCCACGGAGGAUAAGCCUACGGCCGAUCCUGCGCCUACAACUUUACGUACGGAUGUGGAUGAGCGGAUGCACUAUGGUGCACCACACGCUCAAGAAACACAAGUGAUUCGUGCCGGACUUGCUGAUGACGACCAUACCAUUAUGAGCACGACCGCCGCCGAGAACAAAGGAAAAACGGCGAACAAUGAAAAUGCAAACAAUGUAAAAGACUAUGAAAAGCAAGACUCGGAAAAUGAGAGGAAAGAGGAGGAGGAAGAGGAGGAAGAGGAGAAAGAUGAGAAAGAGGAGGAAGAAGAUGAAGAAGAGGAUGACGUGAAGGAAGAAGAGGAGGAGGAAGAGGAGGAGGAAGAUGAGGAUGAAGAGGAGGAUGAGGAAGAAGAGGAGGAGGACGAGGAUGAGGAGGAAGAAGAGGAGGAAGAGGAGGAAGAGGAGGAAGAGGAGGAAGAGGAAGAGGAAGAGGAAGAGGAAGAGGAAGAGGAAGAGGAAGAGGAAGAGGAAGAGGAAGAGGAAGAGGAAGAGGAAGAGGAAGAGGAAGAAGAAAAAGUCAACAACUACGAUGACGAAUUGGAUGAAGAAAAAGACACCAACACCCUUUCCCACCCACCUGCUUCCCAGCCCCGCUCUUCACCCGAGGUCGUCGUCAUUGACGACUCCGACGACGAGCCACCCCCUCCCCCUCGCAAACCUUCACCCCCUCCUCCUACCCAAGAACUUACAUCCCUCUCUCUGCAACCUCAGCGCAAGUCUCAAUUCAGUCCAAAUUAUGCCUCGCUCUCUGUGUCGUCCCCCAUCCCCAAGCGUCUCUUUCGUAUUGCGCCGUCGACAAAGCGCAUGGGCUUCCAGGCCCGCGAUAUGCGCCACCCAUCCCGCCCUGCCUCAUCGCUAAGCACGCGCCGCAAAGCACCUCUUGCCCAUGAGGAGUUCAAGGCUGGAAUACAAAGCCGGCAACAAGCACGUAUCGCUUCGAUGAUCUACGAUACGUACCGUGCAAUUGUGCACGGCCACAAGUCGCCUGCUGCCUUUGACGACUUCCAUGGCCUGGUGAAGAAGCGCAUGCAUGUCCAGCACCUCUUGGACCUGGAAACUCUGCGCGUCCAUCCGAAGCAUGCCCCUCAACUCGACGAGCAGGCUUAUACCCAGCGUACGCUCGAUGCGCUACGCGCGCGUGAAGCGCAUGCGCGCGCACGUCUCCCUCCUCGCGCAGUCCCCGAGGCAGAGCGCCUUGCGUCGCUCCGUGCGGAGCGUGCCAAGCGGCGUGCAGAGCACGGCAUUCUCGGCCGCAAGUCGCUGCCGCAAGGCCUCCCUGAUGCGCUCGAAGCGCAGGUGCGUUCGACGUUCCAGCAACGUGGCGUGAUUGCUAGCAUGACCGGUGCGCAAGUUGAAUCGCACGACCUGGCUAAGCUGCGCCCCGGCCAAUGGCUUAACGACGAAGUGAUCAACUUUUAUGGCAAUCUGAUUAUGCAGCGCGCCAAUGACGCCGAAGCCAAGCGCAGCACAGCCCGCGAAAAGAACGAGGCGCCGCCAGCCGACUGCUGUGGUUACUGGUCGGUUCACUUUUUCUCCUCCUUCUUCUGGCAAAAGCUGCAGUCACAAGGCUACAAAGGCGUGCAGCGGUGGUCACGGCGUGUCGAUCUCUUUACAAAAGAUUUGAUUCUACUCCCAAUUAACCUCGGGCAAGCCCACUGGGUCUGUGCUGCGAUCAACCUGCGCUUGCGCCGCUUUGAGUACUAUGACAGUAUGGCAAUUGCGCGCCCCAACGUCUUUGCGACGCUCCGGAGCUACCUGGCCGAUGAGCUCAAGGCCAAGCAUCAGCUCACGCUCGACCUGAGCGACUGGGAGGACUUUUUUGCAGGCGACACGUCGCCGCAGCAAGCCAACGGCUACGACUGCGGCGUCUUUGCCAUCCAGACCCUCGAGCAACUCAGCCGGCGCGAUCCUCUUGAAGCGAUGCCUGCGCCCCUGAGUGCAGCGCUCUUUGACCGCCCCGCAGACGCCAAGGCUCUGCGCGCAGAGCGCGAGGCGCACGCGGACGACUAUGCGUGGAAUUUUGCGCAGGAACACAUGCCGUAUCUCCGCCGCCGCAUGGCCUGUGAGAUUGCAUCGAAGCGAUUGCUUGAGUAG